CCUUUUUUUUCACAAAAACCCAUUUCAAGAAUCGAUCCAAUAUAUAUUUAUAUAUCAAUCAUCUAUCGAUCGAUCCAAAUUAAAGAAAAAGAAGAAGAAGAUGAAGAUGGGUUUGAUUGUAAUAAUAUUAAUAAUAUUAUUAUGUUUUGAAGUAAAGGGUAUGAUGAUGAUCGGAGCAAAUUGGGGAACUCAGGCGACUCAUCCAUUGCCGGCGACGAUGGUUUCACGAUUGUUGAAAGAUAAUGGAAUUGAAAAAGUGAAACUUUUUGAUGCAGAUUGGGGAACUUUGAAUGCUUUAAGUGGAUCGGGAAUUCAAGUUAUGGUUGGAAUUCCAAAUGAUAUGUUGAGUAAUCUUGCUACCAAUCUAACUGCUGCUCAAUUAUGGGUUGAUCGGAAUAUUUCUUUUCAUGUUUCUACCAAUAACGUCGAUAUCAGGUAUGUUGCAGUUGGAAACGAGCCUUUCUUGUCGACGUAUAAUGGCACGUACCUCCCAACAACUCUCCCCGCACUUCAAAACAUUCAAGCCGCAUUAAUAAAAUCCGGUUUAGGAAACCGAGUUAAAGUCACUUGUCCUCUAAACGCAGAUGUCUACGAAUCUUCGACAACUCUCCCUUCUACGGGCGAUUUUCGAGCUAAUAUACACGAUCUCAUGAUACAAAUUCUCGCUUUCCUAAGCCAAAAUGGAUCCCCUUUUACCGUCAAUAUCUAUCCCUUUAUAAGCCUCUACGCUGAUCCAAAUUUUCCAAUCGACUACGCCUUCUUCAAUGGUUUUCCUUCCCCAAUCAACGACAAUGGGAGGAUAUACCAAAAUGUUUUCGACGCAAAUCUCGAUACCCUUCUUUGGGCUUUGCAAAAGAACGGGUAUGGAGAUAUGCCUAUAAUCGUUGGAGAAGUUGGUUGGCCGACAGAUGGAGAUAGAAAUGCAAAUAAUCAAUAUGCUCAGAAGUUUAACCAAGGUCUAAUAUCACAUAUCUCAACCGGAACACCAUUGAGGCCAGGACCAAUUGAUGCUUACUUGUUUAGCUUAAUCGAUGAAGACGCGAAAAGCAUCCAACCUGGGAAUUUUGAACGACAUUGGGGGAUAUUUUACUUCGACGGGACACCAAAAUACCAUCUUAACCUCGGGUCUAGUACAAAAGGUGGUGGAUUGGUGGGGGCAAAAGGGGUUCAUUAUUUAUCAAAAAAGUGGUGUGUUUUAUCGGAUUCGGCUAGCCUUGAUAACCCUCUGUUGGCCGAUAGUUUGAGUUACGCGUGUAGCCGCGCAGAUUGCACAAGCCUCGGGUACGGGACCUCGUGUGGAGGAUUGGAUAUUAAAGGGAAUAUUUCUUACGCGUUUAAUAGUUAUUAUCAAGAGAAUGAUCAAAAACCGAUUGCGUGUCAGUUCCCGAAUCUUUCGGUUGUGACUACUGCUGAUCCUUCAGUUGGAACUUGCAAAUUCAAGACCAUGAUUCGAACAAGCGUCAAUAUUGGGAAGGCGGGGUCUUUAGAGGGGUCUGGUUUAAUGAUAUUUUUGCAUUUUGUAUUGUUUUAUAUUCUUCUUAUAUAGUGUUUUAUGAGAGCAUAUUUUUUUAAGUCAUAUAGAAACAUAUAUUUUUUUUUUAAAUGUUGUACAGUUAUAUACAUUUGUAUGUGAGUUGUUCAAUGUUAUUGUCAUGUGAGUUUAAUUUGAAUUUUCA
Messenger RNA from Impatiens glandulifera, 1676 nucleotides. Its product is annotated as glucan endo-1,3-beta-glucosidase 6-like. Gene Ontology annotation, biological process: carbohydrate metabolic process. Bases 101 to 1546 code for a protein of 481 amino acids. NCBI's taxonomy places the organism in Eukaryota, Viridiplantae, Streptophyta, Magnoliopsida, Ericales, Balsaminaceae. Gene Ontology annotation, cellular component: plasma membrane. The transcript is spliced from 2 exons. The record is from RefSeq and is a predicted model, not a curated record. Gene Ontology annotation, molecular function: hydrolase activity, hydrolyzing O-glycosyl compounds.